Messenger RNA from Leucoraja erinaceus (little skate), 1031 nucleotides. Its product is annotated as oocyte zinc finger protein XlCOF19-like. The transcript has 2 exons. The record is from RefSeq and is a predicted model, not a curated record. Gene Ontology annotation, cellular component: nucleus. Bases 218 to 838 code for a protein of 206 amino acids. Gene Ontology annotation, molecular function: DNA-binding transcription factor activity, RNA polymerase II-specific; RNA polymerase II transcription regulatory region sequence-specific DNA binding. Gene Ontology annotation, biological process: regulation of transcription by RNA polymerase II. NCBI's taxonomy places the organism in Eukaryota, Metazoa, Chordata, Chondrichthyes, Rajiformes, Rajidae.
GUGGAGGAAGGAGGGGGCGAGACCUGGUCGCCAGUCACGUGAGGCACGAUGGUGCAUCGCCGCGAACGACGGGAGGAGGCCUCACUCAGCGCCGGGUGCUCAGGGUUUAGGAGCCGUUGCUGUGGAAGGAGUAUCGGGGACGUGAGAGGCCAUUGAGGGCAGCCAGGGUGCUGGUGAGCCCCCCCUCCCCAUCUCCUUGGUGUGCGGCUGAGCUUCGAUGGAGGAACACAUGGCGGAGCACAACAAGGAGAAGCGUUGUGAGUGCGAUGUGUGUGGCAAGGCCUGGCAGUACCCAUGCCAUCUGGAGAUCCACCGGCGGGUUCACACGGGAGAACGCCCAUUCGACUGCACGGAAUGUGGCAAGAACUUCACCAGCUACUACAACCUGCAGCGGCACAACCGCAGGCACUACGGCGAGAGGCCCUUCAGCUGCUCGGAGUGCGGCAAGGGUUUCACAACGACGCAGGAUCUGAAGAAGCACCGGCGGGUGCACACGGGCGAGAAGCCCUAUGGUUGCUCCACCUGUGGCAAAAGCUUUACCCAGUUGUCGGGGCUGCUGAAUCACCGGCGGGUGCACAGCAGUGAGCGUCCCUUCACUUGCUCCGCCUGUGGCAAAGGCUUCAAGUCAUCGCCGGAACUGAAGGUGCACAGGCGGGUGCACACCGGGGUGUGGCCCUACACCUGCAGCGACUGCGGCAAGGGCUUCACCAGAGCUUGCAGCCUGCUGGUGCACCAGCGCACCCACACCAGCGAGCGCCCCUACACCUGCGCCCAGUGCGGCAAGGGCUUCACCUGCUCCACCCAGCCUGCUGAAGCACCAGCGGGUGCACGCCGGUGACAGUCCCGUCCCCGGGCAUUUCGGCUGCUCCGAUCGCAGCUAGGACUUCGAGAAGGCGCAGGGGCCUGAAGAUCCACCCGCGGGCGUACACGGGAGCGAGGCCCUGCGGCUCCUCCACCUGCGGCAAGAGCUUUGCCCAGUUAUCGGGGCUGUGGGUGCACCGGCGGGUGCACAGCAGUGAGCGGCCCUUCAC